Messenger RNA from Coccidioides immitis RS, 1479 nucleotides. Its product is annotated as PAP2 domain-containing protein. Gene Ontology annotation, biological process: phospholipid metabolic process. Gene Ontology annotation, molecular function: phosphatidate phosphatase activity. The transcript has 3 exons. The record is from RefSeq and is a predicted model, not a curated record. Bases 181 to 1347 code for a protein of 388 amino acids. Lineage: Eukaryota; Fungi; Ascomycota; Eurotiomycetes; Onygenales; Onygenaceae.
CUCGACUACCACCGUCUAACUGCUUCUUGCUGGUGCUUCAUUUGACAGAAGCGCGGAAUACUUUCUUCAUCCUUGAACAGAUAUCCCCCGGUUUCCCCGUAUUUUAGGAUUCCACUCCCUUUCCUGCCAACAUAUUGACUCCGGUUUACUCGAGCAUCGAUGCCUUUUUGCCGUUAACAAAUGGGACCAAAAGUCUUCCAUCGAGUACGUUCCUCCAUGAGUUCUACUCGUGACCUACAAGCGCCCUGGGAGAGACCGCUCUCAAAGCGGCUGAUAAUUUCAUAUGUCGUGGACUGGAUAUUCAUAUUGUUCACUGGAGCUUUGGGCCGUAUUGUUAAGGUUGCCGAGCCUAACAGGAGACCAUUUAGUCUCACCGAUCAGAAUAUAUCUUACCCAUUCGCUGUUCAUGAAAGAGUCCCUGUAGCGACUCUUAUGAUGGCCAGCCUUCUUGUGCCGGCUGCCGUGAUCGCUGUUUUCAGCAUGCUUAUUGUCCCCGGUCCGGCAGACAAACGCGCCUUCGGCGCGGAGGCAUGGCGACGGAAAUUCUGGGAGUGGAAUGCAGGAUGGAUGGGCUUGGGUGUGGCGUAUGCUGGCGUGUACGCAGCGACGGAAGCGAUGAAGGUCAUGUUUGGCAAGCCCAGGCCCGACCUACUGGAUAGAUGCGAUCCAGACUUGUCGAAUAUUGCGGCGCACGUCAUCGGAGGCCUGGGUGGUCAGGUUGCUGGUGCCCCUUCGCUCGUGUCUUGGACGAUCUGCAGGAAUACCACGAAAAGGCUCCUGAAAGAUGGAUUUGUGAGCUUCCCAAGCGGCCAUUCUUCGAUGUCCUUUGCUGGUUUGACGUAUCUGUCACUAUGGCUUUGUGCUAAGCUGGCUAUUACAAUUCCGUUCUUGUCAGUCGCAUCCCUUCAGGAGGUCGAACAGCCAAACCUCAACAAAUCCCCUGUGUCGCUUCGAAACCGGGGUGCAGCACCACCGACUGUUCUGGUUCUUUUAGUUUUUGUGCCUAUUGUGGCAGCAACAUAUAUAGCGUCUAGCCGGUGGGCCGAUAGCCGCCAUUUUGCCUUUGACAUCCUCUUCGGUGCUUUGUUAGGCAUCGCCUUUGCAUGGCUCGGGUUUCGCUUGUAUCAUCUCCCGUUAAAUUCAGGGCAAGGGUGGGCAUGGGGUGCGAGGGACAAGAACCGAGCAUUUUUUGGAGACAUAGACCACACGAGUUACGCAGCUGACAGGGCACUUUCAACCACGAGGAAUGCCGGUUCGUUCUCACCGAAUUCCGCUGAGAGAAACAGAGACGAAUUGUUACCCACGACGGGUGAAAGGCCGAAUGGGAGCUCGACUAAUGGUUACUGAGCAGAACUUCAGGCGACUGCUUGGUGGGGAUGUUUGUUUUGCAGCUUGGAACGAAUGUCAAUGAUCUAGAUACCCAAUGAAGUAGCUAUUCAGACACAUAUAUUACUAUAAUUCAAACUGCUUUAUUACCAA